AUGGCGGCGCCUUUGUUGGGCAGUCAUGAAGGCGUCUCUUGCGACGGAUGUAGCAUCACGGCGUUUGUCGGAAACCGCUACAAAUGCCUUCGAUGCGGUGACUACGAUUUAUGCUUCUCGUGCUACACAACUAAGAAUUUUGGGGACCAGACGGCGGCACUGGACUCUUUGCCCCAUGAUGAGACGCAUCCCAUGCAGUUGAUAAUGACAGCGAGCGAUUUUGAAGCCGUGUACGAAGGCGAUCCGAGUCGACGGUACGACGAACGCAAAAUCGUCUCGUUCAUUUGUCCGUAUUGCAAUGAAAAUGGUUUCUCGGAGCGCGGAUUCGGGAUUCAUGUCACGACAGCCCAUGUGGACCCUCCAGAAUUCAAUGUGAUUUGCCCCCUCUGCAUUGGAAUUUCCGACUCGCAGGACCACAGUCUGCCGCGGGAAACCGAGAAUUUGUGCUCGCAUUGGAUAGGACAUCACGGCGGAAUGGAAGCCGUGGGUCUUUCGGACUAUCUAAACACACUAUGGCCUAGGUAUGGUGGUGGUCGUGGGAGUAAUGGAAGAGGAGGACAAUACACUCUUUCGAGACUCGAAGGCUACCGUCCCAACGACGCUCUAGCCAACUCAACCCGUCCAGCGAAUCGUCGACCAAUGCUCGCGAGACGAACUCAACGAGCCGGCACCGCCCGAACGACAGGUAUCACGGGACGCACGAUUCCAGAAGACAUUGGGGAAUUAAUGCGACAGGAUGGUACUGAUGAGAUUAGGAGAAUGGCGGAGAUGUUGUCAGUACCACAUGCAGCAGCUGCAAUGGCACGGAAUGCUCAGAGAAUGAUGGCGGCGGCCGGGUUUGAACGGGCUGCCGUGGUGCUGGAGAGCUCGUUGGCCAUGCAGGAUCAACAGGUUCAACAGGUGAUCCGACCGCUCCCGAUGGUCCCAAUCUAUCCGCCGACAUCUGACGAUUCGGGUGAUGAGACGACGCCACGUCCGGCUGCCGAUUCAGCUGAUGAGGAGGAGGAAGACGACGAUGAUGACGACGACGAGGAUCAGACGUCGUCAGAAGAUGGAAAUGAGAUUCGGGAGAUUUUCGAGAAGGCGGCGGCCAUCACCGAAGACGACGAGCUGAAAAACGACGCGUUCUGGCAGACGAUAAAGACGCGAAUCACGCCAGAAGAGGUUUCCCUUCUUCUGGAGACACUGAAGACGUCGACGAAGCCAAAAGAAGAAAGAGGAGACGACCGGAUUUUGCCGGUUUGGACGCAGCGGCCGCUGAAACCCACGGUUGGAGCGCAAGUGACCACGAUUCCUGAUGCGGAUGGCGAUCAAGGCUGGCUGCCCCUGUGCCUCGAAACCACGCCCCUUCGAUCCACUGGCUGCGGAGGCUACUGGUCCGACAAACGAUUUCUACGUCCUCGAAAGAUGCAGAGAGAGCAAUCGGUGGCGAGUUCGAAUGCUGAAAUCAUGGAAAAAGCGGAAAUUGCAAUGGCGCUCUGUCGAGCAACCACCCAGCAUCAACCCGAUUUCUCGGAUGUCUCAAAACCCGACGUCGCGCUUCGAGAGGCAUUGAAACACUUGAAUUUGGGAGAGAAACCCGAGAGAAUGAAGGAAUAUCUGGCGGCCGAGGAGGUUGUGCAUCGGCCGGAACGCGAUCCGUUGACAUUGGAAAGUGUGGAGAUUCCGGAUUUCACCGCCAGAGGAUAUGGACAAAUUGUUGAUGGGGUGGUUACGUUGGGGGUGGUGCCGGAGGCUGAUGAAGCCAUUUCCCAUUCGGAAGACGAAGAAGAGGCUGCGGCGCUCCGGCGUCGUGGUGGCACGACGACGGACGGCGAAGAGACUUCUGGAGACGAGGAAUCUGAAAAUGACGACGACGACGACGAUGAUGAUACACAGAACGACGAAGAAGAAGAUGAUGAUGACGUGGAUGAUGAUGAUGAUGAUGAUGGAGGCAGUGUGGAUAGCUCGAUUCUCAAUCCUAAUUGA
Caenorhabditis briggsae is the source of this 1968-nucleotide messenger RNA. NCBI's taxonomy places the organism in Eukaryota, Metazoa, Nematoda, Chromadorea, Rhabditida, Rhabditidae. The record is from RefSeq and is a predicted model, not a curated record. The transcript is spliced from 10 exons. Gene Ontology annotation, cellular component: plasma membrane. The coding region runs from base 1 to 1968 and encodes 655 amino acids. Gene Ontology annotation, biological process: synaptic signaling. Gene Ontology annotation, molecular function: zinc ion binding.